Messenger RNA from Dromiciops gliroides (monito del monte), 973 nucleotides. RefSeq names its product C-C motif chemokine 5-like. Bases 64 to 339 code for a protein of 91 amino acids. The record is from RefSeq and is a predicted model, not a curated record. The transcript is spliced from 3 exons. Gene Ontology annotation, cellular component: extracellular region. Lineage: Eukaryota; Metazoa; Chordata; Mammalia; Microbiotheria; Microbiotheriidae. Gene Ontology annotation, biological process: positive regulation of T cell chemotaxis; cellular response to type II interferon; inflammatory response. Gene Ontology annotation, molecular function: CCR chemokine receptor binding; chemokine activity.
CAGAAAACAAGGCAGGACAUCUCAGUUUGAUUUCUUCUUCUGCACGGACUUGAGACUAGCAUCAUGAAAGGCUUUGCUGUGGUCUUCUCCAUCCUCCUUGUCACUGCCAUCCUCUGCACUCCAGCAUCCCCCUCCCCAUAUGCCUCGGACACCACACCUUGCUGUUUCUCCUUCACCUCUCUACCACCUCCCCUGGUCCAUAUCAGAGAAUACUUCUACACCAGCAGCAGAUGUGGCAAUCAGGGUGUAGUCUUCAUCACCCGAAAAAAACAGCAGCUCUGUGCCAACCCUGAGAAGAAAUGGGUACGCAAUUACAUCAACUCCUUGGAGAUGAGCUAGAGAGGAGAGCCCCCUUGGUGUGGACAUCCAGCCUCCUCCCUCUUCAACAAAUCAUCCACACAGCUUCCAAAUGGAUAUUCCCAAAGCCCAGGCCUGGCCAUGUCACAGACCAGCUAAAACAACUUUCAAUGGCUCCCUAUUGUCUCUCACAUCAAAAUACAACUUCCUUUUGAGUAUUUAAAGCCCUUCCAUACCUGGCACCAGCCUAUUCCUCUAAGACCAUUACACAUCUCACUCCCUCUCAUGUACUCUAUACUUGAGCCAUGCUGGCCUACUGUUCCCUGUAUACAGCAAGCCAUCUCUCACCUGGUUACCUUUUCACAGGUUGUCAGGGGCUCCUAGAAGGCUCUCCAUGCUCACUCCUAGAUCCAAGCUUCCUUCAAGGCCCCUCUCGAGUGCUACCUACUACAAGAAACCUUCUCUGAUUCCUCCCCACCUACAUUAGUGCUUUCUCCUACCUUCUAACCUAGUUUGUAAAAUUGUUUUGUAUCUGUCCUGUAUUUACUUAUGUGUGAAUCUAUAGUCUCCCUCCCCCAGGUCCUGUAGAAACUCCUUGAUGGACAGAGACUGUUUUUGUAUUUGAAUCUCCAGUGUGUAGAGCAAUGUCUGGUAUGUAGUAGUUGCUUAAUAAAUA